Molecule: messenger RNA, 4893 nt
Organism: Cladocopium goreaui
Lineage: Eukaryota; Dinophyceae; Suessiales; Symbiodiniaceae
Source: the annotation of a GenBank genome assembly
AUGGAUGAAGAUGAGUUCAUAGAACAGUUGAUUCAGGAUGCCGAUGAAGAUGCUUUGUUGAUACAUGACUACGAGGCUGCAGCAACAGAUGCACUCCAGUCCGAUGAAGACUUAGCUGCAGCAUAUGUGUCAUACAGUGAAGCUCGCAAACGAUUGUCCGACCGUUUCAAGAACAGAGGCUUCUGGCCGAUCGGGGCCGGGAAAGGUAAGUCAAAGUUUUCUGGAUUCCCAAAGGGAAAAGGUCGAACUUUCAGUCGUGGACCCAGAAAAAGCCUUCAACAGCGCAUCAUGGAAAGCACCUGUAGAAACUGUGGACGUAAGGGACAUUGGCGAGCGGAAUGUCCUGACAGAGCCAAGAGUGCAGGAUCGACCGGAUCAACCAGCACAUCGGCAGCGAUGACUGCCGAAGCCGUUUCCUUCGAAGGGGAGCCCAAUGCUUUGCCUAUGGAGUUCGUCCAACUGAGUGAUUCGCCCGUUGCGAAACCUGUGAUGAUGCAGCCGUUCCGUGAAGCCAGUGACAGUGAAGUAGCCUUUUUUUCUGCCCAUGGCACCUAUGGCAUUUUAGACACGGGUGCCACGAAGUCUGUUGUAGGAAGCAGCCACUUGCCAGCUCUGAUCGAGAGUUUUCCGGCCAAUGUCAAGAAGCAGUUGCGCAGGACAACCUGUGAAAUCACGUUCAGGGGUUUGUAUCUACUUGAUAUCAAUGACUUGAUUCAAGCACAGCACGGACAGCACAGUGGCCAAGAUGGACCUGCAGCCGAGACCUUCCACAGCAGCGAUUUUCUCGAGUGCCAAAAUGCCAACAGCGAUGACAGAAAGCCAGUGAUGUCCAAUCCACAAGUAGCCGAGUGGUUCGAUCAACUCACGAUCGUUGCAAUGAGCCUCACCAGCCGAUUGGACCGUGUGCUGUCCCAGGGCAACCCAGAAAGUGUGGAGUCCUUUCGCACGCUGACAGCUGCCGAGAUGGGAGAGUCCAAGGUCACUUUCGGUCGAGCACAUGUCGGCCGGACAUACGAGGAGAUGUGGAGAUCGGAAAAGGGGUGGAUCCGGUGGUUUGCCAAGACAUAUGCCUCCAGUCAAAAGGAGGAACAUCAGAAGCUCCUGAUCUACAUCGAGACCAUGGUGAACCAGCACGAGACCCUCUACGACAUGACCCCGAUGACAGCUCGGGAGACCAAUCAAGAGGUGAUCCGUCCACGCCCCAAGGGACAGCCCAAGAGCAAGGCAGCAGCCAGCCCUGCACAGGUGAUGCCAAUGACCAGCGAGAUCUUCGAGGAGGGGGAGGCAUGGGAACCAUGGGAUGUCAUGUACAACGAUGUCCCCACAGCCGCAAUGAUCAGCCCACAGCAAGAGAUGAUCGAUGCUCUGCAGAGCCGAGUCCUCAAUGUGGAGAACGCGCUCACCGAGAGUCUGGCUCAAGUGUUAACCAAGGUGAAGAACAUGAAGGAAAUGCCAAUCAUGUGCUGGGAGUCUACAGCUUUUGCCAUGCAGGGGUUCAAGCGUUCAUCCAAUGUCCAGACAGGUGCCUCAGCCAAACGUGCAAAACUGCAGAACAGUAGCUUGAUCGAGCCGCAGGAAGUGCCAGCCAAAAGAAGGAGAAUCCAAGGGAAAUCCCAAGAGCUUGAAAGUAGCCAAGCCCUAUGUGACCGGAUUUGCAAAAAUGUGACGUCAAUAGCACCCAGGGUUGGCCGAAAACUGAUUCAUGACUCCAAAAUUCUUCAGGACAUCCAAGAGCUGUUUCCUGAAAAACUGGUGGUGACCGUUUUGGUUUGUAAGGGGACUGAGAGGACCGUCCAACCACCAAAAGACAUGAUUCCAAGUGAAGCGCCAUAUCGUCGGGCCAUCAUCAUGCAGAGGCAGACCAAGAAAAUCCUAGUUGAAGAUCAAUGGGAACAUUGGGAAUUCUUGUCAGCUCGACAGCAGUGGAGGCGGUCUCACCCAAGCUACAUGAAUAUAACAGUUUUUGCACGCAAUCACCCUGCAGCGGAAGAAGCAGUUUCCGUGCCAAGUUUGCCAGCAAGACCCGAAAUUCAGGAGCCAGCACCGGCAUCUGAAUCCCCUGAGACUCCGGAUGAGCCUCUUCAUGCCCCAAUGAUGCCAAUGCCAAGUCCAGAUGCAGCCGAGGCAAGACUCAUUCCAAUCAACAUGCCGGACUUGCCAGACCUUGAGAACAACCAGAGUCACAGUCCACCGCCAAUUGAUGACAGCAGUGAUGAGCUGUUAUGUGAUCUCCUAACAUGCGAAGAUGUAGAUGUGCUGACCGCAACAGCACCUGACGGAGAGAACACCGUGUGGCGUGCUGAAAUGGAUUUCAAUGCAAGCCUUGUGGAGACAGUGUACACCAUUUCGAGACCUUUCUGGCAGCACGUGCCGUUUUGCUGCAACCGUGACUUCAGCUGGCCAUUGAAAAAGGUGGCGACCGCAUUGCUGAGGUUUCAACAAGCCGGGCAGAUUUGUAGCGGCUCUCGUUAUCGCCUGCGCUAUACCAGCAGUUUGGAGGUUGGUGGACAUUCCAGGGGCAUGAAACGUGACCAUGGCUUUGGAGGUCUAGCACAGGGCGCCACAGCCUCUGGCUUUUCUGUCCAGGUUGCAGUGGACCAGAACCCAAAGAUGAUUGAGUUGUAUACCAAGGCUAGCGAGGCCCAACUGAUCAUCCUGGAGUGCGUUGCUCCAGCAGCGCAAGACAGUUUUGUGAAGGGAGAGAUUGACCAUUUCACAAAGAGCACUGGUCCAUGUGAGGUCAAUCAGGUCAGUUUGAAAGGACAGGCAAUUGGUUUGGAUCACUGCAUGGAAGUAGGUUUUGCCAUGGGGGAUGAUGAGAUCAGAUUUCAUAUUUUCCAGCUUGUUGAGAACCAGCCUGACCGGCACCUCCCUCAGAAUGAAAGAAAGUUCACGGCAAUGGAACCGUUGAUCUUCAACUGUUGGGAUUCAAUUGGCCAUAUCAUUGCUAGUCAAUGGUGCGCACGCAACCCCCAGAUCAAGGAAAAAGGCCAGAAUGUGGUGACUGCCAUUGCUGUUGACAACCACUGGAUGCCAAUUUGGAUGGUCCCUGAAGAUUCCACUUUGCAGAUCCACACGUUUCAUGUAGACGUUGAUUUUGCCCCCAUUGAAGCAAUCUUGACGAUUUUGGCGGAGAAAUUGAAUUUCCUCCAUUUUGCCAUACACAAGAUUCCCAAUGGAUUACCAGAACAUGUGAUGUGUGGAGCCCACGCGAUGGCUUUCAUUGCUCAUGUCGUGGUACAGAUGGCCCUCCCGGAAGAUUUGCAGGAACUUCGGACUUUGCAUACCAAUAUGCGUGCCUCCUUUGUUGCGAACCUGUACUCCCUUGGGUAUACACCCAAACCGGUUGUGUGGGCUAAUGGAGCUUCAGGGGAAUCCGGGCAACUCCCUAUAAUGCCCGUUGAUGAAACUACCACUGAACAAGAUGCUGUGGAGGAAACUCGCCAGAGACGCCUCCAAAUGUUGGUAAGCCACAGUUAUGCCAUGGGUAAUGAUGAAAUUGAUUUCCAGGUGCAACACUUGUUGGACUGUCAUUCACAGGGACCAUUGCCUGCGGGGCCCAUUCGACAUUUCAUCACUGUUUCACCUGACAUCCUUGAUGAGUGGUUACAAGGCGCUUCCGCUCGCCUUGAUGAAUGGAAGACACAAGUUUGGAACACAUCUCCAGGCCCACAACACGUGAUUGCCGUGGUCCUUCUCCACCAGCACUGGAUCCCGUUUUGGAUUGCUCCAGUAGGUACCACAGCUCAGUGUCACACUCUGGGUGACUUUGCCCAGGAUGAUCUCGAGGUGGAACAAAUUUUGCGUGCGCUUUCUUCCUUUUUGGAUUUCCAGGAUGUUGUGAUUCAUCGAGUGCCACAUGGGAUUGAAGUGCCCCGCCUGUGCGGUGCCAUGUCGAUCUGUUUUUUGGCCCACAUUCUGCUCAACACCAGUUGGCCCAGGGAUGUUGAUCAGUUGCGAGCACGAUGUUGGGACAUGAAGAUAAUUUUUGCUGAAGCAAUCCAAACGGGAACUCCCACCACCCCUACUCUGUGGGGAUGGGGAAUUUCAGGGGAAUCCAGGCUACUCCCUAGAAUGCCUGACGAAUUUGCCUCUUACGAUGUUUCACAGGUCAUGGAUUUGGAAGAUCACGGACUUCACAACAGGUUCGAAACUGACAUCGCUCAGGUUCACUUUUGGGGAAUGGGACAUCAUGAAAUGAAGUUCCACCUGGACACUCUCGUCAACCAGCCAUUGUCCCCGCCACUGACCAUGGUUUUGCAUGACAUGGGUAGACUCACUUCCAUGAUUGCUCAACAAUUCUGUUCAGUUCAUGCCUGCGGUGGUAUUGCUUUCUUGUUUGAAUGGCAUUGGUAUCCAAUUGUCCUGCUCCGAUUUGGUUGCCAGAAGAUUGUCAUCAUGGAACCCGGUUUGGUUGCGCAAUAUGUGUUGCAACAUACCGAAGACAUUUGCCUGCUUCCGAUGACCCCGCCUUCUGCGGAUUUAUGUGGUGUCUACACGUGGCAGGUUUUGGCAGCUCUUUGUGGUUUCACAACUGAGAAUCUCCUCAUGGCUGACCUUAGGAUUUGCCUCCAGACUUGGUACGCUGAUGCAGAUGAUCAUCCCAACAGUGCUACAGUGGAUCCAGAAAACACCAUUGUGGCGACCACCAGUGGUGAGAUUGUCAUCACGAAGCAGAAACAUGACCAAGUGCAUGGCGAAGUUCCACCCGAGCGCUGGGACACCAUCCUUACCUUUGCCAGAGAGAAACUGCCGCGACAACAGUUGCAUUGGCCAGCCAUCGGUCGUGAGUGCGCCGAGAACUGCUUUUUCAUCGGCUGCCGCUACUUCGACUUUCGCCGCGAGAGCCGCGAGUGCCGCUGGUGUAUUGAUGUCAGCGCCGACGGCUCGUAG